UUUCACUGCCAUGGUUUCUACUCCUGAGAACCGCCAGACUUUCAUCACCUCAGUCAUCAAAUUCCUGCGCCAGUAUGAGUUUGACGGGCUGGACUUUGACUGGGAGUACCCUGGCUCUCAUGGGAGCCCUCCUCAGGACAAGCAUCUCUUCACUGUCCUGGUGCAGGAAAUGCGUGAAGCUUUUGAGCAGGAGGCCAAGCAGAUCAACAAGCCCAGGCUGAUGGUCACUGCUGCAGUAGCUGCUGGCAUCUCCAAUAUCCAGUCUGGCUAUGAGAUCCCCCAACUGUCACAGUACCUGGACUACAUCCAUGUCAUGACCUACGACCUCCAUGGCUCCUGGGAGGGCUACACUGGAGAGAACAGCCCCCUCUACAAAUACCCAACUGACACCGGCAGCAACGCCUACCUCAAUGUGGAUUAUGUCAUGAACUACUGGAAGGACAAUGGAGCACCAGCUGAGAAGCUCAUCGUUGGAUUCCCUACCUAUGGACACAACUUCAUCCUGAGCAACCCCUCCAGCACUGGAAUUGGUGCCCCCACCUCUGGUGCUGGUCCUGCUGGGCCCUAUACCAAGGAGUCUGGGAUCUGGGCUUACUACGAGAUCUGUACCUUCCUGAAAAAUGGAGCCACUCAGGAAUGGGAUGCCCCGCAGGAAGUGCCUUAUGCCUAUCAGGGCAAUGUGUGGGUUGGCUAUGACAACGUCAAGAGCUUCGAUAUUAAGGCUCAAUGGCUUAAGCACAACAAAUUUGGAGGCGCCAUGGUCUGGGCCAUUGAUCUGGAUGACUUCACUGGCACUUUCUGCAACCAGGGCAAGUUUCCCCCAAUCUCCACCCUGAAGAAGGCCCUCGGCCUGCAGAGUGCAAGUUGCACGGCUCCAGCUCAGCCCGUUGAACCAAUAACUGCUGCUCCCAGUGGCAGCGGGAACGGGAGCGGGAGUAGCAGCUCUGGAGGCAGCUCGGGAGGCAGUGGAUUCUGUGCUGGCAGAGCCAACGGCCUCUACCCCGUGGCAAAUAACAGAAAUGCCUUCUGGCACUGCGUGAAUGGAGUCACGUACCAGCAGAACUGCCAGGCCGGGCUUGUCUUCGACACCAGCUGUGAUUGCUGCAACUGGGCAUAA
Gorilla gorilla gorilla (western lowland gorilla) is the source of this 1117-nucleotide messenger RNA. RefSeq names its product chitinase acidic (gene CHIA). The transcript has 7 exons. The record is from RefSeq and is a predicted model, not a curated record. Gene Ontology annotation, cellular component: extracellular region. NCBI's taxonomy places the organism in Eukaryota, Metazoa, Chordata, Mammalia, Primates, Hominidae. Gene Ontology annotation, biological process: chitin catabolic process; carbohydrate metabolic process. Gene Ontology annotation, molecular function: chitin binding; chitinase activity. The coding region runs from base 11 to 1117 and encodes 368 amino acids.